AUGGGGAAUAAACAAACCAUCUUUACAGCACAGCAGCUAGAUGCCUAUCAGGACUGCACAUAUUUCACAAGGAAAGAAAUUCUCAGGCUUUUCUACCGUUAUCGGGAUUUGGCACCGCAGCUCGUUCCCCUUGACUACACCAACCACCCAGAUGUGAAGCUACCAUAUGAGCUGAUUGGCGCCAUGCCAGAGCUGAAGGACAACCCAUUCCGUCAGAGGAUCGCUGAGGUUUUCUCAGAGGAUGGAGAGGGAAACAUGACCCUGGACGACUUUCUGGACAUGUUUUCUGUCCUCAGUGAGAUGGCUCCACGUGACCUCAAGGCUUACUAUGCUUUCAAAAUUUAUGAUUUCAACAAUGAUGACUUCAUCUGUAAGUCUGACCUGGAGAAGACCCUGAACAAACUGACCCGUAACGAGCUGACGGAGGACGAGGUGAGGAUGGUGUGUGAGAAAGUGAUCGAUGAGGCUGAUCUGGACAACGAUGGACGACUGUCUCUGGAGGACUUCCAGCACAUGAUUGUUCGAGCACCGGACUUUCUCAGCACCUUCCACAUAAGGAUAUGAAGAAAUUAAGUCAAAAUGUGAACUUC
Cheilinus undulatus (humphead wrasse) is the source of this 590-nucleotide messenger RNA. RefSeq names its product calcium and integrin binding family member 3 (gene cib3). Bases 1 to 564 code for a protein of 187 amino acids. The record is from RefSeq and is a predicted model, not a curated record. The transcript is spliced from 6 exons. NCBI's taxonomy places the organism in Eukaryota, Metazoa, Chordata, Actinopteri, Labriformes, Labridae. Gene Ontology annotation, molecular function: calcium ion binding.